Molecule: messenger RNA, 2316 nt
Organism: Pichia kudriavzevii
Lineage: Eukaryota; Fungi; Ascomycota; Pichiomycetes; Pichiales; Pichiaceae
Exons: 1
Coding region: 1-2316 (771 amino acids)
Biological process (GO): intracellular signal transduction; mitotic cell cycle
Cellular component (GO): cytoplasm; nucleus
Molecular function (GO): histone H3T3 kinase activity
Source: RefSeq, a predicted model, not a curated record
AUGUCCAACAGACUUUCUUCCACAUCCGCAUCGCUCUCCCUAUCUGGAUUGUUGGAAACACCCAGCUCUAAAGAGACAGGCAGUUCCUCACAGAAUGACCCAAACACGUUCCAGAUAUACGUCUCCCCAGGGCAUAGUGGUCACAGAAAGUCCACUCAGAGACUGACCAUGCAUAGCUACUUUGAUAAGGAAAACAAACUCCAUUCUGAGAAACAACAACCUUUGUCGUCAUGUUCGUCCCCCUCUGGUAAAGUCAUCAACGGCAAGUUUGGGAGUAGGUCGCCAUUGAAAGAUCCACUUGGAAAAGACACCUUGUCCCCCUUGAAACCACGAACCCAGAACAAGAUAAACACCAACAACAGACACUCGAGCCACCGGUUAUCCUUGACUAAUUCCAUCAGGAGCGUGUCUACAAAAUCUUCUAGGAUUUCCUCAGAUCAGUCCCGUAAAGAGAGUGGGAAAUCUCAUAUUGCGUCCUCUGGAGAAUCCCAUCAUAGUGGUCGGAGCAGUAAGAAGAGACACUCUAAAGUGUCCAUUGAGACGUCCAGCACCUUCAGCUCGUCGGCGAAGGUCAUUACCGAUGAAAUGGACAAUAUCGAAAUUGGCAUUGCUAGACAAGUGGAUGUUAAAGCUAAAAAUUAUGAGACUGUUGAACACAAGGCCAACUUGAGGGGGGCAUUGAUUGAGGAACCAAUGUCGCAUUCCAUCAUGGAUAGAGAGAACGAAGAACAGAAACCGAUUUCUAAAUCGGCAUCUUUUAGAAGACUGAGAAACUCGUUGUCAAUGAAAUCAAUUGCCUCUUCGUUUAAAAAUGAUGAUGAUCAACUACAGGCAUCUAAAAUGGCCAAUUCAGAUCGCAGGAAUUCCUUGAAAUCAAGGAGAAAGAUGUCUUUGGAAAAUAUCAGGUCAUUUUUAAAACCAAACAGAUCGUCUUUAAGCUCCAAUGUGGAUUAUAAAAACAAUAUAUCUUUACCCAUCAUGCAGCCGCAAACAAAGGAUAAGAUCAUCCACAAAUUGAGAAACUCAAAUUCCGUUGUGUCGAUCUCCUCAUUUGUGUCUCAGAAUAAUCUUCAAGACACUCAACAACUGAAUAACUCUACUUUCAACCAAGAGAAAAUUACAACAUCCGGAAUGAAAUCUUAUGAUAUUAAUCAAAUCCAUCUCUCAAUAUUACUGAAACUUUGUAGUCAAUCGAAACCGGUUUCAUUUAGGAGUUAUAUGAACAACUUUCAGUCUUCGACACAACGGAAACAUCUGUCAAAAUUGGACGACCGAGCUGAGAAGUUUGUAUUUAUGGAAUUCUCAAGUACAGGCAAGGAUUAUGAAAUGGAUCUAACGCCAUCUGGUGUUUGGAAAGUCAUUCCCUUUGACUUGGAUGGCUCGUCAAUAACUAAAUUGAUCCAAGAGUUGACGUUGUCCAUACUGAUGAGUAAUAAGAAAGGUUUUGUUAAAAUUAAGUCGGCCAAAGUUGUCAAAGGUCCAUGUCCAUCAUCCGUAUUGGAUUUGGUUGGACCGAAUGAUGAGAAAAUAACGAGUCAGUUGUUUUUAAUCAUGAGAUUAGACUACGGCGGCCAAACUCUAAAGGACUAUCACAUAGAAUCAUGGAAAGAUGCUUUUCUAAUUUUCUCCCAAAUCUUAGAUGCCAUGUGCUUAGGUGAAGACGAAGGUUAUGAGCAUCGAGACCUAAAUGUUACAAAUAUCCUUAUAAGCCACAAAUUGGACGAUUUUGAUGAAAACGCUGGCAUUGGCAAUCAUGGUCUAGGCUUUAAUGAAAAAAAUAUUGAGGUAUCGAUAAUUGACCAUGCUUUGGCAAGGGGUAUUGUAAGUGGACAGGUUAUAUAUAGAGACUUAUACGAUGCUGAUUUUUUCCGGGGUAGUAAUGAAUACAGACAUGUUAUCUAUAAGUUGAUGCGAAAAGUCGUGAAUAACAGAACACACACGUUGACUUUCCAUAAUUCUACAUCUGCAAUGAGUAUAAACACACUUGCUUCGGACAUAAGUACAAUGAACAUUAGCAGUCAAACUGCUGACUGGUCGAAAUCAUACCCAAUUUUCAAUCUGUUAUGGAUCCAUUAUAUUCUUCAUAAUUUACUAUUUGAAAAAGAGCUAAAACCAAUCAAAAUGAACCCGAUACUGAAAAAGAAAGGAUGGCUGGUUAACGGGGGAGAAAUGAGCCAAGAAAGCGCAGUUUAUGAGAAGCUCUUGCAAGGUUAUAAGAUGGUCGAACCCGCAGUGCUUUUUGGGCAGAAAAGGAACAAAUACAUGAGAGAGGUCAAAAAUAUAUACGAGUUUAGGGAUUGGUAUCACAGUCACUAA